UUCAUAUCAUUCAAGGCAUUUUCGGGAAAGGCUUCAGUUAAUUUUUAAUUAAUUUAAUUUAAUAUUUGAGUUCAGUUUGUUUAAGUCUUUCUGUUGUGUGUUUUAUUAACAAAAAAAAUGAAUAUCUUAUCAUUUUUAAUAUUAAUUUGUAUGUGCACUACAAUUUUAUCGACUCCUGGUCCUCAAAAUCAUGACUCUAUAUCUAAGAGUCAGAAUGUUGAGUUCCAGAAAACAGAAAACCUUGCAGCACCUCCUGUCGAUCUUGCACGACCAGUCUUACUUUUACCUGAGUCCAUACCAAUCAAGGAAAAUCAACAGGACAUUAGAAGGGUAAAGCGAUUUAAUUUCGAGAACAACAAUUGAAAACUUGAGUUUGAUGUUUUUAGACAAAGUAUUAUUUACAUAAAAUUAUAUAAAAUUUUAAAUUCAAGUGUGUAUGAAAUAAAUUAUUUAAAAAAAUUUUGUUU
Molecule: messenger RNA, 467 nt
Organism: Teleopsis dalmanni
Lineage: Eukaryota; Metazoa; Arthropoda; Insecta; Diptera; Diopsidae
Exons: 2
Coding region: 118-363 (81 amino acids)
Source: RefSeq, a predicted model, not a curated record